Molecule: messenger RNA, 219 nt
Organism: Necator americanus (New World hookworm)
Lineage: Eukaryota; Metazoa; Nematoda; Chromadorea; Rhabditida; Ancylostomatidae
Exons: 1
Coding region: 1-219 (72 amino acids)
Source: RefSeq, a predicted model, not a curated record
AUGCGACUGCGUUGGAAGCGGCGUGGUGAAGCCAGCAACCUCGAUCAAAGUGGGCUCAUCGCUAACCCUCCUCCGGUUGGAGUUAGUAAUGAUCCCAUCUCAAUCGAUGCCACUGGAUCCACCGCGCAACUGCGAGCUGAGCCGCCUACGCAACUACAUAGUGCUUCAGUUCGUUUUGAACCCACUGCACAGGAGUACUCUGCUGCUCACCGCACAUAA